Molecule: messenger RNA, 1362 nt
Organism: Schizosaccharomyces osmophilus
Lineage: Eukaryota; Fungi; Ascomycota; Schizosaccharomycetes; Schizosaccharomycetales; Schizosaccharomycetaceae
Gene: sfp1
Product: DNA-binding transcription factor Sfp1
Exons: 1
Coding region: 1-1362 (453 amino acids)
Cellular component (GO): nucleus
Source: RefSeq, a predicted model, not a curated record
AUGCCAUCUCUUGCGUUACCAAUAAAUAAACCUUCUCACCAUAACGCGCCUAGUGCUGGAAACUCUUUUGCCAGUCCACAGGCUACUCCCUUCGGGUAUAGCCCCCAAUCUUUUGGCAACAGCUUCUCUGGACAUGCUUGGCUGCGAGACGCGAUUCCCUCUGUCACCUCCUACCCCGAGCAACAUCGCCCUUCCGAUGACUUCUCCACCAUGUAUCCCAACCGUCUCGAGGAGGCCUUUUGUCGCAACUUCAAUUGCUGCGGAAAAAAUCUCGAUGAUCUCCAUCAACUCAUUCAUCAUUACGAAGAGCAACAUGCCGUUCUUCCCUCCGAUGUAAAUCUAUCCUCCUCUCUUGAUAAUAGUAACUCGGCCAGUGUUGCGAACCAUUUAAAUCGCAACAAUAUCCAAGCUCUCAAACAGCGAGAGCGCAUUCGUAUGCACGAUUUGGCCGAUCAGAUGGAUUCAUCUCCCCUUUAUGACAAUUCUGCUGUUAUGCCAUUUGCUUUCCCCGCAAAUGAAGGUACAAAUGGUCCUUACCGCGUCUCCGUCGUUGUGCCUGCAGCUGCCGCAGCUGCCGCAACUGCUGCCAACCCGGACCUCGCUGAAGAGACCUCCAUGCAAAACGAGCCUGUCUCUACCCCUACUUUUCUUCCCGAGUCCAUGGUUAUGGAUGAUGCUAGUUCUCCCCUCAGUGAUAUGAGCUUUAACAUGGAUAUUGGCAGCGGUAAUCGCUACAACAUGUUUGGUGUGAACCAAAAAAAUGAUCCUGAAUCAGCUUUUCUCCCCCCUUUCCACUAUGGACACGAUGUCUUCUCUUUUCAUCCCGAUACCCGUCCUGACACCCCAAAUACCGUCCAUUCCGAACCUUUUCCCGAUAAUGUUAUGUCUCCCACUCCACCGGAGGUUGUUGCACCUGCUGCUACAAACACGGCUCCUAGCUCCCCCUUCAUAAAAAAUUCAAGUAAGGACUUUGAAUGGCCAGUGCCGUUGAAAAAACAGCGCUCAAUUUCUCCAGAGUCUUCCGAAUCUCCUAUGACCAUAGAUUCUCCUGGCUCAAGUUUGGUUGUCGUCGAUAAGCCUUAUAAAUGCCCUGUUCCCAAUUGUGACAAAGCUUAUAAAAAUCAAAAUGGUUUAAAGUACCACAAACUCCAUGGCCAUUGUUCCCCCAUUACCACGCCGACUCCGACGCCAGUUCCUCAUCAGGGUUUUGUUGUGGAAAAUAAACCUUAUAGAUGUGAUACUUGCAAUAAGCGCUACAAAAAUUUGAAUGGCUUAAAGUACCAUCGUGCUCAUAGCCAUUUGCAAGUUUCUAUGGCUCAAGCCCAACGCGAGGUCCAAAUGAGUUUUAUGCGCGACGCAUAA